Molecule: messenger RNA, 1587 nt
Organism: Aspergillus heteromorphus CBS 117.55
Lineage: Eukaryota; Fungi; Ascomycota; Eurotiomycetes; Eurotiales; Aspergillaceae
Exons: 1
Coding region: 83-1417 (444 amino acids)
Source: RefSeq, a predicted model, not a curated record
UACGGCAGGACCGUUCGCCAGGUGGUUCCUCCUGACGGUUUAUUCUUAGCAAUCAUCGCCCGUGCAGCAGCAACCAGCGGCGAUGAACAGCACGGCCUUGAAUACUACUUCCACUCGCAGCACACCUUCCGCGUUGGUGGGAUGGACGGCAGACCCUUCCGGUCGCGGCACCUUUGGGUUGAUCUCCAGCUGCCUGACGACCAUAUUCCUCUGCACCUGGGUGGUGAUCCACCCGCGGAUCUACCAGAAUGAAGUCUACGCGACGUUGCACAAGCUCGCCCUGUUCCUGAAGGCGAUUAUUGCCCCGGAGUUUAUUGCGGUAGAGGGGUUGCAGGAAUGGGCGCAAUGCCGGCGUAUGGAAGCCGACUGCGCCCGCAUGACCAAGGGGGAGCUCAAGCCCAUCCACGGCUUCUAUAUCAGCAUGCUGGCCCUGCGGUACCGGACACCGAAGGGGGACCGGGUGAUCUGGCCGAACCAGUACGCGUGGCUGCUCGAACAACGGCUCAUCGACUGGGAGGAACACGCCAGCUGGGGGCUGGCCGAGGAGGAUAUCCGCGACAAAAGCAAGACCGACAGUUUGGCCAAGCUGGCGGCGCUGGUCCAGGUGUCGUGGUUUGUGGCCCAGUGCGCCGCCCGUGGCGUGUACGGGCUCCCGUUGUCGCAGCUGGAGGCGAUGACCCUCGGAUAUAUCCCCCUCUUCAUCGUCACCUACUUCUUCUGGUGGGACAAGCCGAAGGACAUUCGGUCCCCGUCAAUUGUGGAGCUCCCCGACAUGACGGCGGGCCAGAGGCACACCUUCGAGCAGCUCGCCGUCAGCGACAAAUUCGACAACGAGGGGUCCAAGGCACAGAUGACGUACUGGAAUACCUGGUAUCUGACCCCACGCGUGUUCGAAAAGGAGGAAGAGGACCGGCAGGCCCAAGCCGCCCGCAAGAUGGCCCUCGGAGGCGCAGCCAGGGAGACGGAUCACGCGGGGUGGAGGGGGCAGGCUAAUAGUGAAGAGCACCUCCUCCCGGUGGAGGAUCCGUGGCUGGUCGGGCGAAAGGAGGUCGUGGUGUCGCACUGGGACCCGCAGUUGUACCGGUCGAAGAUCUGGCCCCUGGCCUGUUUGUUCGGCAUUUCCUUCGGCGCCUUGCACCUGGCCUGCUGGAAGACGGUGUUCCCGACGGCGGUGGAGGACUGGCUCUGGCGCGCGUCCGCAUUAAUGUCCAUGCUCUCGAUGCUGGUGUUUAUGCAUUUCGAAAAGGUCAUCUUCCGCUGGGGGGGUCCGUUGACCCUGAUCAGUCUCGCCUCCCCGGUCCUCUAUAUGAUCAGUCGCAUCCUGAUGAUGGGCGAGGCCUUUGCCGCCUUGAGGGCGGAAAGCCCAGCCAUCUAUGAGACCCACAGUCUGUCGAACAGGGGGGUACAUCCGCUGUAGUCCCGGGGGGUUUUUGGAGUAGGAGGAAGGGCCGCUGGCCACAGACCAGGGAUAUCCCUCCGUGGGAGCUGGGUCAGAAGACAACGAGGGAGUUCCUGGGUUGCGAUAUGAUCAGGGACCCAACUCGCGUUUAGAAGGAGGGCAGAAAGCUUCCCUGCGGGCGGGGAGCC